AACUUGGGUGCUCGGGUGCCGCUCCAGUGUCGCUUGCAUAGCCGGAUAUGGCCGCGAGUGCUUAAGGUCCCGGCUGUCUUCCGGAGCCCGCUGCGGCGGUUAGUGGGUCGGAGAUCAGGGAUGGAGGCCGUGGCAACCGGGACGGCGGCGGAGAGGAAGCCCGACGAUGACUGCGUGGAGCCCAGACGUGCGCACUGGGGGGAGCUGAGCCCGACUCCUGUCCCAUCUGUGUCGCAAGACAAGGAAGCAAAGGAGAGUGCGCCAGGCGUCCCCAGUGGUGCCACCUCCCAGGCUGAGAGUCCCGCCGUGAGUGCCAUGUUGCACGCCAUCGCUGCCAGCCACCUGCCUGUGUGCAGCCAGCAGCAGGGCGAGCCCGACCUGACAGAGCGUGAGAAGGUGGCCAUCCUGGGCCAGCUGUACCACCAGAAGCCCCUGGUGUUCCUGGAGCGCUUCCGCACAGGCCUCCGGGAAGAGCACCUGGCCUGCUUCGGCCACCUGCGAGGGGACCACCGAGCCGACUUCUACUGUGCCGAGGUGGCCCGGCAAGGCACUGCCCGGCCCCGCACCCUGCGCACCCGUCUGCGUAACCGGCGUUAUGCUGCCCUUCGAGAGCUCAUCCAAGGAGGAGAGUACUUCAGCGACGAGCAGAUGCGGUUCCGGGCCCCGCUGCUGUACGAGCAGUACAUAGGACAGUACCUCACACCGGAAGAGCUCAGUGCCCGCACGCCGGCCCCCCAGGCCCCCAGGCCCGGCUCCCCCAGCACGCCGGCCUACCCACUCUCCGACCUGCUCUUCCAGUCCUACCAGGAACGAGAGCUUCAGCAAAAGCUGCUCCGGCAGCAAGAGGAGGAGGAGGCCUGCCUGGAGGAGGAGGAGGACAGUGAUGAGGAAGACCAGAGUUCAGACAAGGACUCGGAGUCCUGGGUGCCCGACUCGGAGGAGAGGCUGAUCCUGCGGGAGGAGUUCACCAGCCGCAUGCACCAGCGAUUCCUGGAUGGCAAGGAUGGGGGCUUUGACUACAGCACGGUGGAUGACAACCCUGACUUUGACAACCUGGACAUCGUGUCACGGGAUGAGGAAGAGCGAUACUUUGAUGAGGAGGAGCCCGAGGAUGUGCCCAGCCCAGAACUAGAUGGGGACUGAAGGCUCCACCCUUCAGCCGGUGACACACCGUGCCCGUCCGUUGCAGGCUGUCUUGGUGACUCGGGCCAUCAGGGCAAGCCCCUAGGCCUGGCACUCCUCAGACAGUGCCCCCACUUCUGUUUAUGGGGUUCCCACUCUUCUCCCGGGGACAUCACUGCCCCGCCCCCCAGCCCACCUCUGCCUUUCUCUCUGCCGUAAGGUUUGCUGUGUAGCGCCAGCUAGCCUGUUGAUGGCUUUGUAGCCCCGUCUGGCCUGAAACUCCGGCCUCCCGCCUCCCACAGGCAAAUCGUGCCUGGCCUCCCAGUCUUGCUCUUACUACCUCUCCCCUCAGGCCACUGUCCCCUCCUCUAGUUUCCAAGGUCUCUAACUUGUGCCCUUCCGCCUUCCUGUUAUGAGUGCUGUGCCCACAGUCUGGUGGCUGCAGCCUCUGGGCUUCUCCAUCUCUGCCCUACACUGGCCACCUCUUUGCUUUCACAGAGGACCCAUCUCCUCUGCAGCUCCGUUUCUGUCUCUCUCCUUGCUGUCUGUCCCUCUGUCUCAGCCCUUAUGGCUCUGUUUCUCUAUGUCGUGGUCUGUCCCCCCCCCAGGCAUGGCAGAAGCCUGAGACUUCCCUGUGGGUAGGGGGCGGGGGGGGGGCACCCUGGCUCAGAACGCUGGCAGAGUCAGAGCUGGGGGCCACAGGGCCAGCCUGGGUGUAGGAAGAAUUUGAAGGGGACUUUCCCCUACCUGCCCCCCUUCCCAGCCACAAUUUUCCUUUCCUUCACUUCCUCCCUCUCCCUCUCCUGUUUACACUCUCCAAAUACACAUAGGCUGUUA
This is a messenger RNA of Mesocricetus auratus (golden hamster), 1959 nucleotides long. RefSeq names its product coiled-coil domain containing 97 (gene Ccdc97). Lineage: Eukaryota; Metazoa; Chordata; Mammalia; Rodentia; Cricetidae. The transcript is spliced from 5 exons. Bases 121 to 1143 code for a protein of 340 amino acids. The record is from RefSeq and is a predicted model, not a curated record.